AUGUCGUCAGGAUAUACGGCCAUUGAGGCCGAUGUUGUGGAACCAGAUGUCGUUGUUCCACAAGGACAAGCUCAAUCACAAGCUCAAGUACCACCACCUCCAACAUAUAGCGACUCCAAUCCGUAUCCAAAUCAAGCCACAGGACUAUUGACUCAACCAUUAACCAAUGAACAAGCAAGCCAAUUAUCAUGGAUUGAACGGAUAAAACAAUCCUCACAUCCCGUGGCAUUGGUAUGCUACAUUUUCUUCCGUGUAGGAGCCGUUUUCGACUAUUUGUUUGGGAACUUCAUCAUUGGUUUAAUCACAUCCCAGAACAAAUUCAUCUUACACUUUAUAUCACUUAUAAUCUUAAUCUCCGCUGAUUUUUGGAACGUUAAAAACAUUUCCGGUAGAUUAUUAGUGGGGUUAAGAUGGUGGAAUGAAGUGAAUUAUACCAAAGAUUCACAUGGUUCAUUUGAAAACGUUUGGGUAUUUGAAACUGCGGAUCCAAAUCGAUAUAUUCAUCCUGUUGAUUCCAAUAUCUUUUGGACUUUAUUAUAUGCCCUGCCAAUUGUUUGGGGGGGGUUAGCAGUGGUCUCCAUUUUAAAAUUCCAAUUUUUAUACUUGAUAAUCGUUGGUAUAGCCCUUACCCUUUCGGCUACUAAUGCUAUGGCCUUCACUAAAUGUGAUAAAUUUGGUAAAGCCAAUAAUUUAGCCACCAGCUUCUUUUCAACGGCCACAACCUCAUUGUUCUCCAGAUUCAAUCCAUUUACAACUCAAUAG
This is a messenger RNA of Lizanozyma spartinae, 762 nucleotides long. RefSeq lists its product as uncharacterized. The record is from RefSeq and is a predicted model, not a curated record. Gene Ontology annotation, cellular component: Golgi membrane. Lineage: Eukaryota; Fungi; Ascomycota; Pichiomycetes; Serinales; Debaryomycetaceae. The transcript has a single exon. The coding region runs from base 1 to 762 and encodes 253 amino acids. Gene Ontology annotation, biological process: vesicle-mediated transport; protein secretion.